Messenger RNA from Drosophila subpulchrella, 1029 nucleotides. RefSeq lists its product as uncharacterized. Bases 160 to 966 code for a protein of 268 amino acids. The record is from RefSeq and is a predicted model, not a curated record. Lineage: Eukaryota; Metazoa; Arthropoda; Insecta; Diptera; Drosophilidae. The transcript has 4 exons.
CCACCCAAAAAGUAUGCUUUGCUUUUCUUUAUUUAAUUUUUUGUAAAAAUAUUAGGUUUUUUCUGCUUUAAAUUCUGGUUUUCGGCCUCUACCUUUUAAAUUUGCAUUAAUUAACCAAAUCUUCAGUGCUGUUCACAAAUUCAAAGUGACUUAGCUGUAAUGGACGAUGUCCGCACAUUGCGAUUCGACAUUCAGUGGGAUGUUUUCGAGGGGAUGCAAAUAGUUGACAUUAACUCAAAGUACUAUGACAUGGUGAUCGAGUUCAUGUGGAGCCAAUCGUUUCUGAAAAGCCUGGUUUACGAGAGUCUGGGACUGUUUGAUCUGCCGGACAUGAAGGAGACAUAUUCCAAGUAUGUGCGCCACAUUCUGCAAAACGAGUGCUCGGUGAUGAUGAUCAGUGAAGAUGAGACGCAGAUAAGGGCAGUGGGCUUGCUCGAAUGGAUGACCGAGGAAUGGCACUCCUGGGUCUUCUUUCCCUCCUCGUUGCCCAGAAAUCUGUUCCAGCAGAUCAUAAUGAUGAAGAAGAAGCUCAUCGAUGCGACCAAGAAGAAUCUGGGCAUCACCACCUACGACUCGCUGAUCGUCCACGAGAUCGCCUUUCCGGACGAGUUGUACUUCAACAGGGACUUCCUGAUGACCAUUUUCGACGUGUUUGGUUAUGUGGCCCAGCACAUGCACAUGCCCCGGGUGAGUUUCAUCGCCCUGAGCUCCGUGGACCAGGAGGCCACCAGUAUGAUCGAGUACGACGAGAUCGGGCGGACCAUCUACUCGAUCUACAAGGUGGGCAAUACCCGUCCCUUUGACAUCCUGCGUGAGCUGGACGAGAUGUACGCACUGCUCUACGAACUCCCAGUUACCCCGAUACUGAAGUAUGUCGAUAUGCCCGGAUUCGAGGAGUUCCACGAGGCCCUGGAUGCCAGGUUGGCCAAGGAGGCUGCCGAAAAACGACACGACGACGAGUUUUGAGCUGUUUUACUUUGUGACAUCUCUAAAUACAUGUCUGCCUACUUUCGGGCUCUACCCUCGAAA